Messenger RNA from Xenopus tropicalis (tropical clawed frog), 1415 nucleotides. Its product is annotated as histone H1-like. The transcript is spliced from 6 exons. NCBI's taxonomy places the organism in Eukaryota, Metazoa, Chordata, Amphibia, Anura, Pipidae. The record is from RefSeq and is a predicted model, not a curated record. Bases 1 to 900 code for a protein of 299 amino acids.
AUGCAAAGUCACCAUAUAGUGAAAGAUCAGAAGGGUCACCAUGCUGAGAAAGAGUCAGCGGUGCACCCUGAAAAGAAGACUACUGAUCAGAAGGGUCACCAUGCUGAGAAAGAGUCAGCGGUGCACCCUGAAAAGAAGACUACUGAUCAGAAGGGUCACCAUGCUGAGAAAGAGUCAGCGGUGCACCCUGAAAAGAAAACUACUGAUCAGAAGGGUCACCAUGCUGAGAAAGAGUCAGCGGUGCACCCUGAAAAGAAGACUGAUGAUCAGAAGGGUCACCAUGCUGAGAAAGAGUCAGUGGUGCACCCUGAAAAGAAGACUGUGCACCCAGAGAAGAAGCCUGCAGAUCACAAGGGUCACCACGAUGAGAAAUCAUCAAAGGUGCACCCAGAGAAGAAGCCUGCAGAUCACAAGGGUCACCACGAUGCGAAAUCAUCAAAGGUGCACCCAGAGAAGAAGCCUGCAGAUCAUAAGGGUCACCAUGAUGAGAAAUCAUCAAAGGUGCACCCAGAAAAGAAGCCUGCCGAUCACAAGGGUCACCACGAUGAGAAAUCAUCAAAGGUGCACCCAGAGAAGAAGCCUGCAGAUCAUAAGAUGCCUACAUCAGAUAAAAAGCAAAGUGGCAUAAAGAAGGCAAAACCUGUAAAGCAGCCACCAAAGACUGGGACAGCCGCUAAGGCAAAGCCCCAGAAAGUGAAAGGUGCAACUAAAUCUUCAGCACCUAACAAGAAAAAACCAGUUACAAAGUUAAGCAGCAAAAUUGCCAAAAGGACAACAAUGACUGGCAAAGCAGCAAUGACUGGCAAAGCGGCAAUGACUGGAAAAGCGGCAAUGACUGGCAAAGCGGCUAGCUUAUCAUCGAAGAAGAACUUACCAAAGGCCAAGAAAACUAAGAAAUGAGAUAAAAAAAAAGGACUUAAUGAGGCGGUAAAGUGGGCGGAGGAGGGUUCAGGAUUCUACAACAACCUAAGAAAUGAGAGAUACACUUUAAUUUCAUCUUCGUUACUCAAACUUGACUUGUCGACGUUCAAGAGGAGGUUAAAGUGGGCGGAGGUGGGUUUAGGGUGCGACAAACACCCGUGACUAUUGAUGUAACUGAGGCUAGCCAAAUAUUCUUAAGCUGGCCUUGACCGACAAGUAGUUACAUCAAAGUCAAGAAGAGAAAUUUGCUUUGUCAGAAGAAACCAAAAGCAUCAGGCAGCGCUUUGAUGGACCAGACUGACAAGAACUAAUAACCCUGCAAAGAAGAUAGGAAACAUCCCCAGGACGUGCAGGACCUUCUCACUACAGUAUUGAAGACACUUUAUAGAAGAGAAGACUUCACCUUUCAGAUGAAAUUCCUUCAUUUGUUCUCAAACUGGAAAUUCAUCUCUUCUAGUGCAGACCAUGAUACUGUUGUGAGAAAUAACUUGAAA